Mesocestoides corti is the source of this 513-nucleotide messenger RNA. NCBI's taxonomy places the organism in Eukaryota, Metazoa, Platyhelminthes, Cestoda, Cyclophyllidea, Mesocestoididae. The record is from the annotation of a GenBank genome assembly.
AUGGUUAGUGCGACUUGCUGUAUUACGACCAGCACCGAUGAACUAGGCGGUGUGACUUCCGAGCAGAAACGUCCAAAUCUAAAUCCAAACCCCCGUGGCCUCGUGUACUCGCUAGACCUCUUAAUCCGCCGCGAACAACAUGGCUUGACUCCACGUUUCGACGCGAUCAGACCAGUCACGUCCGUGCAAACGUGCUUCCCCCCCCCUAAAGCUGCCAAGGCUGUCACUGAAACACACAAGCAGGCGCGAUCUGAGAUAGAGGCAUUACGACACGAAUCAAUCUUCGAAAACCUGGUUAACACCGCGGGUGUAGAAGUUGGUGUUGGUGAUACCGAGGCUGCCCACCGAGCCUCCCCACUUCAACGGCCCACCACGCCUGACCUCGCGGAUUCGUCAGGCGCUGCGGCCAAUACCGUGAGUGCCCACUCACGCACGCACGCAUGCACACACACGCACGCAUCGAACUUACUGAGUUCUGGUUCGACGAGGAGGUCGUCAACCAAUGGCCCUUGA